AUGAUAGCUGUAGAGAAUAACAAACACGUAGCCACUAAUGGCAGAUAUUUCAAGACGACCCCAAUAAUUCACUCUUCUUCAAAGCUAUUAUCUCGAAGGCAGUGCUGCGAAAAUAAACAAGAUGCGGUUCGAGCCAUCACGCUUCUGCAAAUCGUCGAAAAGUCUUCUUCCUUUUACCUCGGCACUAUUCUAUCUAAUGGCUUAAUAAUUUUCGAAUAAGUUGUGGAGAAAGGUCACGAAUGUGAGUCAGUUUCUUCGAAAGUCAAGGAAUUUGAGACACCGAUGAAGUUCCUGCGACCUAUGACCGACCAAGAAUCCCAAGACGUCCUUCCGAAGAUGUCGUUGCCCAGAUAUCCGCUAACUGGUUCGUGUAAAUACUGA
Nezara viridula (southern green stink bug) is the source of this 381-nucleotide messenger RNA. Lineage: Eukaryota; Metazoa; Arthropoda; Insecta; Hemiptera; Pentatomidae. The record is from the annotation of a GenBank genome assembly.